AUGUCCAAAUUCAAAUUCAAUAUUGAUUUGAUUGUUAAGGCAGAAACUGAACUUUUCAUCGCUGGAGAAGUUUUUUCUGAGCAGAGCCUAUUGGAACCCCAUUCGUCAGCUAUCGACGAAAAUUUACUAUCAGAAAAGGGAAUUACAGGGACAUCAUUACAAUCAAGUCAGCUAUUUUCAUCCUUUGCAAACAAUGAAAAUUUUGCUUCAAUAUCAGUGGACGGCAGUUAUGGGUCCAAAUCUUUGGCUAUUGAGAAGACAAAUGAAAUCAAACACACCGAUAUAGUAUUAUCAUCAAUUAUUGACAGCGUGGUUACAGUAGAAAAUAAUAGCCUAGUUUUAAAAGAAGGAAAUUCUGAACAAUCACCAGUGGCAGCAUCAACAUCAGUACUUGAUGGAAAGAAUGAGAGCAUACCUGCACCAAGACCAAUGUCUCUACAACAGGAACAACAUACAUCAGCAUCACAAGAAAGUUAUUCCUCAUCUGUUUCUACAUCACAAUCAGAUACAAAUACACAUUCACAACUUUCCACAGCCAGUUCUAUUCAUUUGAUACCUUAUCCUACAGAAAACUCAGUUAUCACUUACAAUAGCUUGCUGCUUAACUCACAUUCAUUCAAUACAAUAACAGAAAAUAACACAUCUGCAUUAAGAAAAACACAAAAUUCAAUAGAUAAUACUUUAAGUAAUGUACAAACAUCCUCAAUUGCAGCUACAUAUAAUUCAUCUUUACCCAAUGAAGCAUUUUCAUCAUUACUUACAUCUUCAUUGCACAAUUUUGAUACAUCAUCAACUAUAUCAACAGAUAAAUCACAUUUUUUAAAUUCAGUUUCUAUUGACACAUUUUUACCGACACAGCUUAUUACUGACUCACUAACAUCUACACUUGUUUUAAUUGACACACCAAUUCUAGAUGACACAUUACUAUUUAACUCAUUGUCAAAUGCUAUACAAACAUCACAACAAGUAUCGAAAUCCACAUUAACACCUACCUCAUUAUUAAAUAAAUAUUCAUCAACCACCUCAUUGCUGAAGAACACAAUUACAUCAAAACCAGUUAUAUCAUUAAACACAUUAUCUUCAAAGCCGUCCAUAAAUUCUACAUCUACACCGAUAUUAGAAACUACAUUUUCAUCAUCACAGAUCAUACAUUUGGAUUUUACCCCAGCACUGACAACAGGUACUCCAAUGGUUGUAACUGCCACCAAAGAAGCUUCAUCCGUCAUGCAUGUCCCUAAUAUAUUUCAAUCAGUGAUAAGUUCAACGAGCAAAACUUCAACUGACAUUAAUAUCUCGAUAGAGAAUUCAAUGCUCACAAAACAAACUUCAACAGUGAUGAGCUCCCUGUUAGAGUCUUCACUGGAAUUGAAUGAAACUGUAAAUUCCUCACCACUGCUGAUUUCCAACAUAGAGUCUUCACUAGUACUGCAUGAUAUAAUACCGACUUCAUCAGAAAUGAGUUCAACGAUUGAGUCUGCAUUAAUUGUGAAUGAUAAAAUACAGAGUUUGACAGUGACGAGUUCUAUGACAGAGUCUUUAUCAAUGAAGAAUAAAUCGAGAGAGACUAUACAUGUGAUUGCUUCCAUGGUUGAGUCAUUAUUAGGGAACAGUACCACAAUACAGGUUUCCCCAGUGUGGAAUCCAACAAUAGGGUCGUUUUUAAUAAUGAAUUCCACAAUACAAACUUCACCAGGCAUGAGUACCACGAUAGAGUAUUCGCCGUUGAUGAAUGAUACAUUACAGACUUCACCAGUGAUGAAUUCCGCUUUAAAGUCUUCAUCAUUGACAAAUGCUACAAUACAUACUUUACCAGUGAUGAGUUCAACGAUACUGUCAUCAAUAGUGAUGAGUUUCAAGAUACUGGCAUCCCAAGCGCAAAGUACUGCAAUAGAGUAUUCGCAAAUGAUAAACAAUACAAAACAGAUUUCACAAGUGAUGAGUUCCAAUAGACAGUCUUCAUCUGAGAUGACUAAUACAGUACAUACUUUACCAUUGAUAGGUUCAACAAACCAAUCAUCAUCAGUACCAAAUGCUACAAUACAGCUUUUACCAGCGAUGGGUUCCGAGAUAGAGUCAUCAUUAGUGAUGAAUGAUAUAAUACAAACUUCAUCAGUGAUAAGUUCUACGAAGGAGUCAUCAACAGUGAUGAAUGACAUACUACAGACUUCAUCAGCAAUGAGUUCAACGAUAGAAUCAUCAUCAGUGAUGAGUGAUACAAUACAAACCUCAACAGGAAUGAGUUCAACGAUAGAAGCAUCAUCAAUCAUAAAUAAUAUAAUGCAGACUUCGCCAGUUUUAAGCUUUGCAAUAGCGUCUUCGCAACAGAUGAACGAUACAAAACAGAUUUCACUAGUGAAGAGUUCAUCAGGGAUGAGUUCAAAGAUAAAGUCAUUACCAAUGAUCAGUGAUACAAUAUUGACUUCAACAGCAACGAUAGAUACAUCAUCAGUUAUCAGUGAUACAUUAUAUACUUCACCAGUGAUGAGUUCAACGACAGAGUCAUUUUCAGUGAUGAGUGAAACACUUCAGUCUUCACCAGUAAUGGAUUCACCAAUUGAGUCAGUAUUAGUUAUGGGUGAUAUAAUACAGACCUCAUCAGUGCUGGGGUCCACAAUAAAGUCAUCAUCAGUGAUGAGUGAUACAAUACAGUCUUCAAUAGCAAUGGAUUCAUCGCUAACGUCAUUUUCAGUGAUGAGUGAUACAAUACAGACUUCACCAUUGAUGAGUUCAUCGAUAGAGUCAUCACUAGUUAUGCGUGAUACAAUACAGUUUUCCCAAGUGACGGGUUCAACAAAAAAAUCCCAAACAGUGAUGAGUGAUACGAUACAGAGUUCGCCAGAUAUUGAUUCACCGAUACAGUUAUCAUCGUUUAUGAGUGAUAUAAUACAUAUCCCAACAGCAAUGAGUUCAUCGAUAGAGUCAUCAUCAGUAAUGAUUGAUUCAAUUAAAACUUCAAUCGCAAUGGAUUCAUCGCUAACGUCACCAUCAGUUUUGAGUGAUACAAUACAACCUUCACCAUUGAUUGAUUCAUCUAUAAAAUCAUCAUCCGUGAUAAAUGAUACACUUCAAACUUCACCUUUGACCAGUUCUUCUAAAGAGUCAUCCUCUUUUAUGAGUCAUACAGAACAAACGUCAGCAGCAAUGAGUUCAACGAAAGAGUCAUCAUCACUGAUUAGGGAUACAGGACAAACUUCAACAGCAAUGAAUUCCACAAUAGAGUCUUCAUCAGUGAUAAGUGAUUCAAUACAGGCUUCAACAUCAAUGAAUUUCUCGAUAGAGUCAUCAUCAGCAGAAAUGAGUGAUACGAAAAAAACUUCAGUAGAAAUGGAUUCAUCACUAACGUCAUCUUCAGUGAUGAGAGAUACAAUACAGACUUCAUCAUUUGUGAGUUCAACGAUACAGUCAUCAUCGUUUAUGAGUGACACAAUACAGACUACAACAGCAGUGAGUUCUUCGAUACAGUCAUCAUCAGUUAUAAAUGAUACAAUACAGAAUUCACUAAAGAUUGGUUCGACAAUAGAGUCAUCAUCGUUGAUUAGUGAUACAAUACUGACUCCAACAGCAAUGAUUUCCUCGAUAGAUUCAUCAUUAGUUAUGAGUGAUACAAUACAGACUACAACAGCAGUGAGUUCUUCGAUAGAGUCAUCAUCAGUUAUGAAUGAUACAAUACAGAAUUCACCAAAGAUUGGUUCGACAAUAGAAUCAUCAUCGUUGAUUAGUGAUACAAUACUGACUCCAACAGCUAUGAUUUCCUCGAUAGAUUCAUCAUCCGUAAUGAGUGAUACAAUUCAAACUUCAAUAGCAAUUGAUUCAUCGUUAACGUCAUCAUCAGUGAUAAGUGAUACACUUCAAAUUUCAACAGUAAUGAGGGUUACAUUACAAACUUCAAUAGCAAUGGAUUCAUCGCUAACGUUAUUAUCAGUGAAUUCACAAUUGAUGAGUUCAACAAAAGAGUCAUCAUCAGUGAUGAGUGAUUUAAUAAAGUCUUCACUAGAGAUGGUUUCACCAAGAGAGUCAUCAGUUAUGAAUUCUACAAUUAAAACUUCAUCAUUAAUGGAUUCAUCAUUAAAGUCAUCAUCAGUGAAGACAGAUACACUUCAAACUUCUACAGCAAUAAGCUCCACGAUAGAUUCAUCAUCAGUAUUGAUUUAUACAUUUCAAACUGCACUUGUAACGGAUUUAUCGAAACCGUCAUCUACAGUGAUGAGUGAUACAAUUCUGAUUUCACCAGUGAUAAGUUCAGAGAUAAAGUCAUCAUCAGUAAUUAGUGAUACAAUUCAAACUGAACUUGUAACGGAUUCAUCGAAACCGUCAUAUACAGUGAGGAGUGAUACAGAACACACUUCACUAGUAAUAGAUUCAUCGGUAACGUCAUCACCAAUAAUUAGUGAUACAAUACAGACUUCACCAUUGAUGAGUUCAACGAUAGAAUUAUCAUCACUGAUGAGUGACACAAUUCUGAUUUCACCAGUGAUAAGUUCAGAGAUAGAGUUAUUAUCAGUGGUAAGUGAUACAAUACAGUCUUCACCCGUGAUAGGGUCAACAAUAAGGUCAUCAUCAGUUAUGAAUGUUACAAUACAGAAUGCAUCAGUGCUGGGGUCCACGAUAAAGUCAUCAUCAAAGAUGAGUGAUACAAUAAAAACUUUAUCAGUUAUUGAUUCAUCUAUCAAGUCAUCAUCAGUUAUAAGUGAUACAAUACAGUCUUCACCAGUGAAGGGUUUAACAAUAGAGUCAUCAUCAGUUAUGAGUGAUACAAUUCAGACUAUACAAGAGAUUAGUUCGACGAUAAAGUCAUCAUCGUUGAUGAGUGAUACAAUACAGACUCCAACAGCAAUGAUUUCCUCGAUACAGUCAUCAUCAGUGAUGAGUGAUAAAAUACAAAUUCCACCAUUAAUGGAUUCAUCUAUCAAGUCAUCAUUAGUGAUGAGUAAUACACUUCAAACUUCUCCAGUAACGGAUUCAACAAUACAAACUUCACCAGAGAUGAGUUCAGCGAUAGAGUCGUCAUCGGUGACUAAUAAUACAAGACAGACUUCUGCAAUGCUGGAUUCCACGAUGGAGUCAUCAUCAGUUAUGAGUUAUACAAUACAAACUUCAUCAUUAAUGGAUUCAUCAAUAAAGACAUUACCAGUGAUGACUGAUACAAUACAAGCUUCAACAGCAAUAAGUUCCAGUAUAGAUUCAUCAUUACUUAUGAGUGAUACAAUACAGACUUCACCAGAGAUGAGUUCAACAAUAGAGUCGCCAUCAGUGAAUAGAGAUACAAGACAGACUUCAUCAGAGAUGAGCACAACGAUCGAGUCAUCAUCAGUAAUGAGUGAUACAGUAAAAACUUCAAUAGCAAUGAAUUCAUCUUUAACGUCAUCAUCAGUGAUGAGUUAUACAAUACAAACUUUACCAUUGAUUAGUUCAACAAUGGAGUCAUCAUCAGCAAUGAGUGAAACAAAACAGACUCCAACAGCAAUGCAUUCCUCGAUAGAGUCAUCAUCAGUAAUAAGUGAUACAAUACAAACUUCAAUAGAAAUUGAUUCAUCUCUAACGUCAUUAUCCUUGUUGAGUGAUACAAUACAAACUUUACCAUUGAUGAGUUUAAAAAUAGAGUCAUCAUCAGUAAUGAGUGAAACAAUAAAAACUUCACCAUUAAUUGCUUCAUCUUUAACGUCAUCACCAGUGAUGAUUGGUAUACUUCAAACCUCACCAAUGAUGAGUUCCACUAUGGAGUCAACAUCAGUGAAGAGUGAUACAAAACAGUCCUCACCAGCAAUGAGUUCUACGAUAGAGUCAUCACCAGAAAUAAGUGAUACAAUGCAAUCUUCACGAGUAAUUGAUUCAUCUAUCAAGUCACCAUCAGUGAUGAAUGAUUCAAUACAGGCUUCAACAGCAAUCAGUUCCACCAUAGAUUCAUCAUUAGUAAUAAGUGAUACAUUACAAACUGCACCAGUAAUGUAUUCAUCGAAAACGUUCUCAUCACUUAUGAGUGAUACAAUACAAUUUUCAACAGCAUUGAGUUCAACAUUAGAGUCAUCACCAGUGAUAAGUGAUACAUUUCAAACUUCACCAGCAAUGGAUCCAUCGGUAUCGUCAUCAUUAAUUAUUAGUGAUACAAUACAGACUUUUCCAUUGGUGAGUUCAACGAUAGACUCCUCAUCUAUAAGCAGUGAUAUAAUUCAGACUCCACCAGUGUUAGGUUCAACGACAGAGUCUUUAUCUGUGAUGGAUUCAUCUAUAGUGUCAUCAUCAAUGAUGAGUGAUACAAUACAGUCUUCACCAGUGAAGGGUUUAACAUUAGAGUCAUCAUCAGUUAUGAGUGAUACAAUACAGACCACACAAGAGCUGAGUUCGCCGAUAAAGUCAUCAUCUUUGAUGAGUGAUACAAUACAGACUCCAAUAGCAAUGAGUUCCUCGAUACAGUCAUCAUUAGUGAUGAGUGAUGAAAUACAAAUUUCACCAUUAAUGGAUUCAUCUAUCAAGUCAUCAUUAGUGAUGAGUGAUACACUUCAAACUUCUCCAGUAACAGUAACGGAGUCAACAAUACAAACUUCGCCAGAGAUGAGUUCAGCGAUAGAGUCGUCAUUGGUGACAAAUAAUACAAGACAGACUUCUGUAUUGCUGGAUUCCACGAUGGAGUCAUCAUCAGUUAUGAGUUAUACAAUACAAACUUCAUCAUUAAUGGAUUCAUCAAUAAAGACAUUACCAGUGAUGACUGAUACAAUACAAGCUUCAACAGCAAUAAGUUCCAGUAUAGAUUCAUCAUUAAUUAUGAGUGAUACCAUACAGACUUUACCAGAGAUUAGAUCAACAAUAGAGUCGUCAUCAGUGAAUAGAGAUACAAAACAGACUUCAUCAGAGAUGAGUACAACGAUCGAGUCACCAUCAGUAAUGAGUGAUACAAUAAAAACUUCAAUAGCAAUGAAUUCAUCUCUAACGUCAUCAUCAGUGAUGAGUUAUACAAUACAAACUUCACCAUUGAUGAGUUCAACAAUGGAGUCAUCAUCAGUUAUGAGUGAUAGAAUACAGACUCUAACAGCAAUGGGUUCCUCGAUCGAGUCAUCAUCAGUAAUAAGUGAUACAAUACAAACUUCAAAAGCAAUUGAUUCAUCUCUAACGUCAUUAUUUGUGUUGAGUGAUACAAUACAAACUUCAACAUCAAUAAGUCCCACAGUAGAGUUAUCACCAGUUAUGAUUGAUACAAUACAAACUUCAUCAUUAAUGGAUUCAUCUAUCAAGUCAUCAUCAGUGAUGAGUGAUUCAAUACAGGCUUCAACAGCCCUCAGUUCCACCAUAGAUUCACCAUUAGUAAUAAGUGAUUCAUUACAAACUGCACCAGUUAUGUAUUCAUCGAAAACGUUCUCAUCACUUAUGAGUGAUACAAUACAAUCUUCAACAGCAUUGAGUUCAACAUUAGAGUCAUCACCAGUGAUAAGAGAUACAUUUCAAACUUCACCAGUAAUGGAUCCAUCGGUAUCGUCAUCAUUAAUUAUUAGUGAUACAAUACAGACUUUUCCAUUGGUGAGUUCAACGAUAGAAUCAUCAUCAGUUAAGACUUUACCAGUGUUAGUUUCAACGACAGUGUCUUUAUCAGUGAUGGAUUUAUCUAUAGCGUCAUCAUCAGUGAGUGAUACAAUACAAAAUUCUACAGCAAUUAGUUCCACGAUAGAGUCAUCAUCAGUUAGGACUUUACCAGUGUUAGUUUCAACGACAGUGUCUUUAUCAGUGAUGGAUUCAUCUAUAGCGUCAUCAUCAGUGAGUGAUACUAUACAAAAUUCUACAACAAUUAGUUCCACGUUAGAGUCAUCAUCAGUGAUGAGUGACACAAUACAGACGUCAUCAUUGAUGAAUGUAUUACUACUGACUACACCUGUUGCAUCAGAUAAAGAGAUAUUCUCUUCUUCAGUUAAAGAGAUAGUAUCUUCCCUAGUGGUUGUAUCAUCUACAAUGAAUUCGUUUUCGUCUGGGUUGCCUUCAACUUCCAUGAUGCAACCAACUUCAAGUGUAGUGGCUCCAGACAAUCGACUUUCAGUAACACUGAACGUGAAAGAAAGCGUGGAUAUCAAUAGUCAAGAAUUCAAAGACAAGAUCGAGAAAGGCCUUGAGGAGAGUUUUAUUGCUGCCAGCGGUUCACGGCGGAAAAGGUCGAUCAGAAAUAAAAGACAAGCAAAACAAGGCGUUGAUGUCGAGGUAACAGAUACUCAAAGAACUAAUGGAUCAUCAGUUGAUGUAAAAUUUGAAGUUCACAAAGAUGGCGCCGUUGUUCCAGCAACAGAAGCAGCAAAUACAUUCCAGAAGUUGUCUGAAGUUGAAUUGAGCGCUACAAUUGGAUAUCCUGUAGCACAACCAAUCGUUGCUUUGAAAUCAGCUAACACAAUACAAACUACACAAGUUAUGAAUGAUACAAUACAGACUACACCAGUUAUGAAUGAUAAAAUACACACUACAACAGUGAUGAACGAUUCAAUGAUGUCUUCACUAGUAACGAAUGAUACACUACAGACUACACCAGUGAUGAACGAUACAAUGAUGUCUUCACUAGUUACGAAUGGUACAAUACACACUACACCAGUUAUGAAUGAUACAAUACACACUACAACAGUGAUGAACAUUUCAAUGAUGUCUUCGCUAGUAACAAAUGGUACAAUACUGACUACACCAGUGAUAAACGAUACAAUACUGACUACACCAGUGAUGAUAGAUACAAUCAUGUCUUCACCAGUGAUGAACGAUACAAUACAGACUACACCAGUUAUGAAUGAUACAAUACAGACUACACCAGUAAUGAACGAUACAACACAGACUACGCCAGACAUGAACGGUACAAUACAGACUACACCAGUGAUGAACGAUACAAUGAUGUCUUCACCAGUGAUGAACGAUACAAUGAUGUCUUCACUAGUAACGAAUGAUACAAUACAGACUACACCAGUGAUGAACGAUACAAUGAUGUCUUCACCAGUGAUGAACGAUACAAUGAUGUCUUCACUAGUAACGAAUCAUACAAUACAGACACCACCAGUGAUGAACAAUACAAUGAUGUCUUCACCAGUGAUGAACGAUACAAUGAUGUCUUCACUAGUAACGAAUGAUACAAUACAAACUACACCAGUGAUGAACGAUACAAUGAUGUCUUCACUAGUAACGAAUGAUACAAUACAGACAACACCAGUGAUGAACGAUACAAUGAUGUCUUCACUAGUUACGAAUGCUACAAUACUGACUACACCAGUGAUAAAUGAUACAAUACAAACUACACCAGUGAUGAACGAUACAAUGCAGACUAUACCAGUGAUAAACGAUACAAUGAUGUCUUCAUUAGUAACGAAUGAUACAAUACAGACUACAGCAGUAAUGAACGAUACAAUGAUAUCUUCACUACUUACGAAUAAUGCAAUACAGAUCACACCAGUGAUGAACGAUACAAUGAUGUCUUCAUCAGUAACGAAUGAUACAAUACAGACUACACCAGUGAUGAACGAUACAAUGAUGUCUUCAUCAGUAACGAAUGAUACAAUACUGACUACACCAGUGAUGAACGAUACAAUGAUGUCUUCACUAGUUACGAAUAGUACAAUACUGACUACACCAGUGAUAAACGAUACAAUACUGACUACAUCAGUGAUGAACGAUACAAUGAUGUCUAUACAAGUGAUGAACGAUACAAUAAUGUCUUCAUUAGUAACGAAUGAUACAAUACAGACUACAGCAGUAAUGAACGAUACAAUGAUAUCUUCACUACUUACGAAUGAAACAAUACAGAUCACACCAGUGAUGAACGAUACAAUGAUGUAUUCACCAGUGAUGAAUGAUACAAUGGUGUCUUCAUCAUUAACGAAUGAUACAAUACAGACUUCACCAGUGAUGAACGAUACAAUGAUGUCUUCAUUAGUAACGAAUGAUACAAUACAGACUUCACCAGUGAUGAACGAUACAAUGAUGUCUUCAUUAGUAACGAAUGAUACAAUACUGACUACACCAGUGAUAAACGAUACAAUACUGACUACAUCUGUGAAGAACGAUACAAUACAGACUACAUCAAUGACGAAUGAUACAAUGCAGACUACACCAGUGAUAAACGAAACAAUGUUGUCUUCACUAGUGAUGAAUGAUAGAAUUCAGACCACACCAAUAAUGAAUGAAACCAAACAGACUACAUCAGUUAUGAACGAUACAUCACAGACUACACCAGUAAUGAACGAUACAAUACUGACUACAUCUGUGAAGAACGAUACAAUACAGACUACACCAGUAAUGAAUGAUACAAUACAUACUACACCAGUAAUGAACGAAACAACACAGACUACGCCAGAAUUGAACGAUACAAUACAAACUACACCAGUGAUGAACGAUACAAUGCAGACUAUACCAGUGAUAAACGAUACAAUGAUGUCUUCAUUAGUAACGAAUGAUACAAUACAGACUACAGCAGUAAUGAACGAUACAAUGAUAUCUUCACUACUUACGAAUAAUGCAAUACAGAUCACACCAGUGAUGAACGAUACAAUGAUGUAUUCACCAGUGAUGAAUGAUACAAUGAUGUCUUCAUCAGUAACGAAUGAUACAAUACAGACUACACCAGUGAUGAACGAUACAAUGAUGUCUUCACUAGUUACGAAUAGUACAAUACUGACUACACCAGUGAUAAACGAUACAAUACUGACUACAUCAGUGAUGAACGAUACAAUGAUGUCUAUACAAGUGAUGAACGAUACAAUAAUGUCUUCAUUAGUAACGAAUGAUACAAUACAGACUACAGCAGUAAUGAACGAUACAAUGAUAUCUUCACUACUUACGAAUGAAACAAUACAGAUCACACCAGUGAUGAACGAUACAAUGAUGUAUUCACCAGUGAUGAAUGAUACAAUGGUGUCUUCAUCAUUAACGAAUGAUACAAUACAGACUUCACCAGUGAUGAACGAUACAAUGAUGUCUUCAUUAGUAACGAAUGAUACAAUACAGACUUCACCAGUGAUGAACGAUACAAUGAUGUCUUCAUUAGUAACGAAUGAUACAAUACUGACUACACCAGUGAUAAACGAUACAAUACUGACUACAUCUGUGAAGAUCGAUACAAUACAGACUACAUCAAUGACGAAUGAUACAAUGCAGACUACACCAGUGAUAAACGAAACAAUGUUGUCUUCACUAGUGAUGAAUGAUAGAAUUCAGACCACACCAAUAAUGAAUGAAACCAAACAGACUACAUCAGUUAUGAACGAUACAUCACAGACUACACCAGUAAUGAACAAUACAAUACAGACUACACCAGUGAUGAAUGAUACAAUACAGACUACACCAGUAAUGAACGAUACAAUACUGACUACAUCUGUGAAGAACGAUACAAUACAGACUACACCAGUAAUGAAUGAUACAAUACAUACUACACCAGUAAUGAACGAUACAACACAGACUACGCCAGAAUUGAACGAUACAAUACAGACUACACCAGUGAUGAAUGAUACAAUGCAGACUACACCAGUGAUAAACGAAACAAUGCUGUCUUCACUAGUGAUGAAUGAUAGAAUUCAGACCACACCAAUAAUGAAUGAAACCAAACAGACUACAUCAGUUAUGAACGAUACAUCACAGACUACACCAGUAAUGAACGAUACAAUACUGACUACAUCUGUGAAGAACGAUACAAUACAGACUACACCAGUAAUGAAUGAUACAAUACAUACUACACCAGUAAUGAACGAUACAACACAGACUACGCCAGAAUUGAACAAUACAAUACAGACUACACCAGUGAUGAAUGAUACAAUGCAGACUACACCAGUGAUAAACGAAACAAUGCUGUCUUCACUAGUGAUGAAUGAUACAAUACAGACUACACCAGUGAUAAACGACACAAUGCUGUCGUCACUAGUGAUGAAUGAUACAAUACAGACUACAUCUGUGAAGAUCGAUACAAUACAGACUACAUCAAUGACGAAUGAUACAAUGCAGACUACACCAGUGAUAAACGAAACAAUGUUGUCUUCACUAGUGAUGAAUGAUAGAAUUCAGACCACACCAAUAAUGAAUGAAACCAAACAGACUACAUCAGUUAUGAACGAUACAUCACAGACUACACCAGUAAUGAACAAUACAAUACAGACUACACCAGUGAUGAAUGAUACAAUACAGACUACACCAGUAAUGAACGAUACAAUACUGACUACAUCUGUGAAGAACGAUACAAUACAGACUACACCAGUAAUGAAUGAUACAAUACAUACUACACCAGUAAUGAACGAUACAACACAGACUACGCCAGAAUUGAACGAUACAAUACAGACUACACCAGUGAUGAAUGAUACAAUGCAGACUACACCAGUGAUAAACGAAACAAUGCUGUCUUCACUAGUGAUGAAUGAUAGAAUUCAGACCACACCAAUAAUGAAUGAAACCAAACAGACUACAUCAGUUAUGAACGAUACAUCACAGACUACACCAGUAAUGAACGAUACAAUACUGACUACAUCUGUGAAGAACGAUACAAUACAGACUACACCAGUAAUGAAUGAUACAAUACAUACUACACCAGUAAUGAACGAUACAACACAGACUACGCCAGAAUUGAACAAUACAAUACAGACUACACCAGUGAUGAAUGAUACAAUGCAGACUACACCAGUGAUAAACGAAACAAUGCUGUCUUCACUAGUGAUGAAUGAUACAAUACAGACUACACCAGUGAUAAACGACACAAUGCUGUCGUCACUAGUGAUGAAUGAUACAAUACAGACUACACCAGUGAUAAACGACACAAUGCUGUCGUCACUAGUGAUGAAUGAUACAAUACAGACUACACCAGUAAUGACUGAUACAAUACAUACUACACCAGUAAUGAACGAUACAGCACAGACUAUGCCAGAAAUGAACGAUACAAUACAGACUACACCAGUGAUGAAUGAUACAAUGCCGACUACACCAGUGAUAAACGAAACAAUGCUGUCUUCACUUGUAAUGAAUGAUAGAAUUCAGACUACACCAAUAAUGAAUGAAACCAAACAGACUACAUCAGUUAUGAACGAUACAUCACAGACUACACCAGUAAUGAACGAUACAAUACAGACUACAUCUGUGAAGAACGAUACAAUACAGACUACACCAGUAAUAAACGAAACAAUGCUGUCUGCACUAGUGAUGAAUGAUACAAUACUGACUACAUCUGUGAAGAACGAUACAACACAGACUACACCAGUAAUGAACGAUACAAUACUGACUACAUCUGUGAAGAACGAUACAAUACAGACUACACCAGUAAUAAACGAAACAAUGCUGUCUGCACUAGUGAUGAAUGAUACAAUACAGACUACACCAGGGAUGAAUGAUACAAUGCAGACUACACCAGUGAUAAACGAAACAAUGCAGUCUUCACUAGUGAUAAAUGAUACGAUACAUACUACACCAGUGAUGAAUGAUACAAUGCAGACUACACCAGUGAUGAAUGAUACAAUUCAGACUACACCAGUAAUAAACGAAACAAUGCUGUCUGCACUAGUGAUGAAUGAUACAAUACAGACUAUACCAGGGAUGAAUGAUACAAUGCAGACUACACCAGUGAUAAACGAAAAAAUGCAGUCUUCACUAGUGAUGAAUGAUAGAAUUCAGACUACACCAAUAAUGAAUGAAACCAAACAGACUACACCCUUAAUGAACGAUACAAUACAGACUACACCAAUGAUGAAUGAUACAAUACAGACUACACCAGUGAUGAAUGAUACAAUACACACUACACCAGUGAUGAACAAUACAAUGAUGUCUUCAUUAGUAACGAAUGAUACAAAACAAACUACACAAGUCAUGAACGAUACAUUGAUGUCUUCACUAGUAACGAAUGAUACAAUACAGACUACACCAAUGAUGAACGAUAGAAUGAUGUCUUCAUUAGUAACGAAUGAUACAAUACAGACUACACCAGUGAUAAACGAUACAAUACUGACUACAUCAGUGAUGAACGAUACAAUGAUGUCUUCACCAGUGAUGAACGAUACAGUAAUGUCUUCAUUAGUAACAAAUGAUACAAUACAGACUACAGCAGUGAUGAACGAUACAAUGAUAUCUUCACUACUUACGAAUGAUACAAUACAGACUACACCACUGAUGAACGAAACAAUGAUGUCUUCACCAGUGAUGAACGAUACAAUAAUAUCUUCACUACUUACGAAUGAUACAAUACAGAUCACACCAGUGAUGAACGAUACAAUGAUGUCUUUAUUAGUAACGAAUGAUACAAUACAGACUACACCAGUGAUAAACGAUACAAUACUGACUACAUCUGUGAAAAACGAUACAAUACUGACUACACCAGUGAUGAAUGAUACAAUGCUGUCUGCACUAGUGAUGAACCAAACAAUGCUGUCUUCAUUAGUAACGAAUGAUACAAUACAGACUACAGCAGUAAUGAACGAUACAAUGAUAUCUUCACUACUUACGAAUAAUACAAUACAGAUCACACCAGUGAUGAACGAUACAAUGAUGUAUUCACCAGUGAUGAAUGAUACAAUGAUGUCUUCAUCAGUAACGAAUGAUACAAUACAGACUACACCAGUGAUGAACCAUACAAUGAUGUCUUCACUAGUUACGAAUAGUACAAUAUUGACUACACCAGUGAUAAACGAUACAAUACUGACUACAUCAGUGAUGAACGAUACAAUGAUGUCUACACAAGUGAUGAACGAUACAAUAAUGUCUUCAUUAGUAACGAAUGAUACAAUACAGACUACAGCAGUAAUGAACGAUACAAUUAUAUCUUCACUACUUACGAAUGAUACAAUACAGACAACACCAGUGAUGAACGAUACAAUGAUGUCUUCACUAGUUACGAAUAGUACAAUACUGACUACACCAGUAACGAAUGAUACAAUACAGACUACACCAGUGAUGAACGAUACAAUGAUGUCUUCAUCAGUAACGAAUGAUACAAUACAGACUACAGCAGUGAUAAACGAAACAAUGAUGUCUUCACUACUUACGAAUGAUACAAUACAGAUCACACCAGUGAUGAACUAUACAAUGAUGUCUUCACUAGUGAUGAACGAUACAAUACAGACUACACCAGUGAUGAACGAUACAAUACAGACUACACUACUGAUGAAUGAUACAAUACUGACUACACCAGUGAUGAACGAUACAAUGAUGUCUUCACUAGUAACAAAUGAUACAAUACAGACUACACCAGUGAUGAACGAUACAAUAACGUCUUCACUAGUUACGAAUGGUACUAUACUGACUACACCAGUGAUAAACGAUACAAUACUGACUACAUCUGUGAAAAACGAUACAAUACUGACUACACCAGUGAUGAAUGAUACAAUGAUGUCUUCACCAGUGAUGAACGAUACAAUGACGUCUUCACUAGUGAUGAAUGAUACAAUACAGACUACACCAGUAAUGAAUGAUACAAUACAUACUACACCAGUAAUGAACGAUACAACACAGACUACGCUAGAAAUGAACGAUACAAUACAGACUACACCAGUGAUCAAUGAUACAAUGCAGACUACACCAGUGAUAAACGAAACAAUGCUGUCUUCACUAGUGAUGAAUGAUAGAAUUCAGACUACACCAAUUAUGAAUGAAACCAAACAGACUACAUCAGUUAUGAACGAUACAUCACAGACUACACCUGUAAUGAACGAUACAAUACUGACUACAUCUGUGAAGAACGAUACAAUACAGACUACACCAGUGAUGAAUGAUACAAUACAGACUACACCAGUGAUAAACGAAACAAUGCUGUCUGCACUAGUGAUGAAUGAUUCAAUACAGACUACACCAGGGAUGAAUGAUACAAUGCAGACUACACCAGUGAUAAACGAAACAAUGCAGUCUUCACUAGUGAUGAAUGAUAGAAUUCAGACUACACCAAUAAUGAAUGAAACCAAACAGACUACAUCAGUAAGGAACGAUACAACACAGACUACACCAGUAAUGAACAAUACAAUACAGACUACACCAGUGAUGAAUGAUACAAUGCAGACUACACCAGUAAUGAAUGAUACAAUAAAGACUACAGCAGUAAUGAACAAUACAAUACAGACUACACCAGUGAUGAACGAUACAAUACAGACUACACUAGUAAUGAAUGAUACAAUAAAGACUACAGCAGUAAUGAACAAUACAAUACAGACUACACCAGUGAAGAACGUAACAAUACAGACUACACCAGUGAUAAACGAAACAAUGCAGUCUUUACUAGUGAUGAAUGAUACAAUACAGACAACACCAGGAAUGAACGAUGCAAUACAGACUUUAUCUGUAACAAAUGAUACUAUACAGAUUAAACUUGUUGCAUCAGUUAAAGAGAUAUUAUCUUCACCAGUUAAAGAGAUAGUAUCUUCCCCAGUUAAAGAGAUCUUAUCUUCACAAGUUAAAGAGAUAGUAUCUUCCCUAGUGGUUGUAUCAUCUACAAUGAAUUCAUUUUCCUCCGUUUUGCUUUCAACUUCCACUAUGCAACCAACUUCAAGCGUAUUGGCUUCAGAAAAUCAACUUUCAGUAACACUGAACGUGGAAGAAAGUGUGGAUAUCAAUAGUCACGACUUCAAAGACAAAAUCGAGAAAGGCCUUGAGGAGAGUUUUCUUGCAGCCAGCGGUUCACGGCGGAAAAGGUCGAUCAGAAAUAAAAGACAAGCGAACCAAGGCGUUGAUGUCAAGGUAACAGACACUCAAAGAACAAAUGGUUCAUCAGUUGAUGUAAAAUUUGAGGUUCACAAAGAUGGCGACGUUCUUCCAGCAACAGACGCCGUAAAUACAUUCAAGAAAUUGUCUGAUGUUGAAUUGAGCGCUACAAUUGGAUAUCCUGUAGCACAACCAAUCGUUGCUUUGAAAUCAGUUAACACAAUUCAGACUACACAAGUAAUGAAUGAUACAAUACAGACUACACCAGUAAUGAAUGAUACAUUACACACUACACCAGUUAUGAAUGAUACAAUACAGACUACAGCAGUGAUGAACGAUACAAUGGUGUCUUCACUAGUAACGAAUGACACACUACAGACUACACCAGUGAUGAACGAUACAAUGACGUCUUCACUAAAUACAAAUGGUACAAUACUGACUACACCAGUGAUAAACGAUACAAUACUGACUACACAAGUGAUGAACGAUACAAUGAUGUCUUCAUCAGUAACGAAUGAUACCAUAAAGACUACAGCAGUGAUGAACGAUACAAUGAUGCCUUCACUAGUGAUGAAUGAUACAAUACAGACUACACCAGUGAUGAACGAUACAAUGAUGUCUUCACUAGUAACGAGUGAUAAAAUACAGAUCACACCAGUGAUGAACGAUACAAUUAUGUUUUCACCAGUGAUGAACGAUACAAUGAUGUAUUCAUUAGAAACAAAUGAUACAAUACAGACUACACCAGUGAUGAACGAUACAAUGAUGUCUUCACUAGUAACGAGUGAUAAAAUACAGAUCACACCAGUGAUAAACGAUACAAUGAUGUCUUCAUUAGAAACGAAUGAUACAAUACAUACUACACCAGUGAUGAACGAUACAAUGAUGUUUUCACCAGUGAUGAACGAUACAAUGAUUUCUUCAUUAGUAACGAAUGAUACAAUACAGACUACACCAGGGAUGAACGAUACAAUGAUGUCUUCACUAGUUACGAAUUAUACAAUACUGACUACACCAGUGAUGAACGAUACAAUGAUGUCUUCACUAGUUACGAAUGGUACAAUACUGACUACACCAGUGGUAAACGAUACAAUAAUGACUUCAUCUGUAAAGAAUGAUACAAUACUGACUACACCAGUGAUGAACUUUACAAUGAUGUCUUCACCAGUAAUGAACGAUACAAUGAUGUCUUCAUUAGUAACGAAUGAUACAAUACACACUACACCACUGAUGAACAAUACAAUACUACCUUCACUAGUAUCGAAUGAUACAAUACACACUACACCAGUGAUGAACGAUACAAUGAUUUCUUCAUUAGUGACUAAUAAUACAAUACAGACUACACAAGUGAUGAACGAUACAAUGAUGUCUUCACUAGUUACGAAGGAUACAAUACAGAUCACACCAGUGAUGAACGAUACAAUGAUGUCUUCACUAGUUACGAUUGAUACAAUACAGAUCACACCAGUGAUGAACGAUACAAUGAUGUCUUCACUAGUUACGAAUGAUACAAUACAGAUCACACCAGUGAUGAACGAUACAAUGAUGUCUUCACUAGUUACGAAUGAUACAAUACGAACAACACCAGUGAUGAACGAUACAAUACUGACUACAUCUGUGAAGAACGAUACAAUACUGACUACACCAGGUAUGAAUGAUACAAUACAGACUACACCAGUGAUGAACGAUACAAUGAUGUCUUCACUAGUUACGAAUGAUACAAUACAAACAACACCAGUGAUGAACGAUACAAUACAGACUACACCAGUGAUGAACGGUACAAUGAUGUCUCCAUUAGUAACGAAAGAUACAAUACAGACUACAUCUGUGAUGAACGAUACAAUACAGACUACACCAGUGAUGAACGAUACAAUGAUGUCUUCAUUAGUAACGAAAGAUACAAUACAGACUACACCAGUGAUGAACGGUACAAUGAUGUCUUCAUUAGUAACGAAAGAUACAAUACAGACUACAUCUGUGAAGAACGAUACAAUACUGACUACACCAGUGAUGAACGGUACAAUGAUGUCUUCAUUAGUAACGAAAAAUACAAUACAGACUACAGCAGUGAUGAACGAUACAAUGAUGUCUUCACUAGUUACGAAUGAUAUAAUACAGACUACAACAGUGAUGAACGAUACAAUGAUGUCUUCACUAUAUACGAAUGAUACAAUACAGACUACACCAGUAAAGAACGAUAGAAUGAUUUCUUCACCAGUGAUGAAUGAUACAAUGAUGUCUUCAUUAGUAACGAAUGGUACAAUACACACUACACCAGUGAUAAACGAUACAAUGAUGUCUUCAAUAGUAACGAAUGAUACAAUACUGACUACACCAGUGAUAAACGAUACAAUACUGAAUACAUCAGUGAUGAACGAUGCAAUGAUUUCUUCACCAGUGAUGAAUGAUGCAAUGAUGUCUCCAGUAGUAACGAAUGGUACAAUACAGACUACACCAGUGAUAAACGGUACAAUGAUGUCUUCAUUAGUAACGAAAGAUACAAUACAGACUACACCAGUGAUGAACGAUACAAUGAUGUCUUCAUUAUAUACGAAUGAUACAAUACAGACUACACCAGUGAUGAACGAUAGAAUGUUGUCUUCUCCCGUGAUGAACGAUACAAUAAUGCCUUCACUAGUUACGAAUGAUACAAUACAGACCCUACCAGUGAUGAAUGGCACAAUGAUGUCUUCACUAGUUACGAAUGAUACAAUACAAAAAACACCAGUGAUGAACGAUACAAUACUGACUACACCAGUGAUGAACGGUACAAUGAUGUCUUCAUUAGUAACGAAAGAUACAAUACAGACUACACCAGUGAUGAAUGGCACAAUGAUGUCUUCACUAGUUACGAAUGAUACAAUACAAACAACACCAGUGAUGAACGAUACAAUGGUGUCUUCACUAGUAACGAAUGACACACUACAGACUACACCAGUGAUGAACGAUACAAUGACGUCUUCACUAAAUACAAAUGGUACAAUACUGACUACACCAGUGAUAAACGAUACAAUACUGACUACACCAGUGAUGAACGAUACAAUGAUGUCUUCAUCAGUAUCGAAUGAUACCAUAAAGACUACAGCAGUGAUGAACGAUACAAUGAUGCCAUCACUAGUGAUGAAUGAUACAAUACAGACUACACCAGUGAUGAACGAUACAAUGAUGUCUUCACUAGUAACGAGUGAUAAAAUACAGAUCACACCAGUUAUGAACGAUACAAUUAUGUUUUCACCAGUGAUGAACGAUACAAUGAUGUAUUCAUUAGAAACAAAUGAUACAAUACAGACUACACCAGUGAUGAACGAUACAAUGAUGUCUUCACUAGUAACGAGUGAUAAAAUACAGAUCACACCAGUGAUAAACGAUACAAUGAUGUCUUCAUUAGAAACGAAUGAUACAAUACAUACUACACCAGUGAUGAACGAUACAAUGAUGUUUUCACCAGUGAUGAACGAUACAAUGAUUUCUUCAUUAGUAACGAAUGAUACAAUACAGACUACACCAGGGAUGAACGAUACAAUGAUGUCUUCACUAGUUACGAAUUAUACAAUACUGACUACACCAGUGAUGAACGAUACAAUGAUGUCUUCACUAGUUACGAAUGGUACAAUACUGACUACACCAGUGGUAAACGAUACAAUAAUGACUUCAUCUGUAAAGAAUGAUACAAUACUGACUACACCAGUGAUGAACUUUACAAUGAUGUCUUCACCAGUGAUGAACGAUACAAUGAUGUCUUCAUUAGUAACGAAUGAUACAAUACACACUACACCACUGAUGAACAAUACAAUACUACCUUCACUAGUAACGAAUGAUACAAUACACACUACACCAGUGAUGAACGAUACAAUGAUUUCUUCAUUAGUGACUAAUGAUACAAUACAGACUACACAAGUGAUGAAUGAUACAAUGAUGUCUUCACUAGUUACGAAUGAUACAAUACACACUACACCACUGAUGAACAGUACAAUACUACCUUCACUAGUAACGAAUGAUACAAUACACACUACACCAGUGAUGAACGAUACAAUGAUUUCUUCAUUAGUGACUAAUGAUACAAUACAGACUACACAAGUGAUGAACGAUACAAUGAUGUCUUCACUAGUUACGAAGGAUACAAUACAGAUCACACCAGUGAUGAACGAUACAAUGAUGUCUUCACUAGUUACGAAUGAUACAAUACAGAUCACACCAGUGAUGAACGAUACAAUGAUGUCUUCACUAGUUACGAAUGAUACAAUACAGAUCACACCACUGAUGAACGAUACAAUGAUGUCUUCACUAGUUACGAAUGAUACAAUACGAACAACACCAGUGAUGAACGAUACAAUACUGACUACAUCUGUGAAGAACGAUACAAUACUGACUACACCAGGUAUGAAUGAUACAAUACAGACUACACCAGUGAUGAACGAUACAAUGAUGUCUUCACUAGUUACGAAUGAUACAAUACAAACAACACCAGUGAUGAACGAUACAAUACAGACUACACCAGUGAUGAACGGUACAAUGAUGUCUCCAUUAGUAACGAAAGAUACAAUACAGACUACAUCUGUGAUGAACGAUACAAUACAGACUACACCAGUGAUGAACGGUACAAUGAUGUCUUCAUUAGUAACGAAAGAUACAAUACAGACUACAUCUGUGAAGAACGAUACAAUACUGACUACACCAGUGAUGAACGGUACAAUGAUGUCUUCAUUAGUAACGAAAGAUACAAUACAGACUACAUCUGUGAAGAACGAUACAAUACAGACUACACCAGUGAUGAACGGUACAAUGAUGUCUCCAUUAGUAACGAAAGAUACAAUACAGACUACAUCUGUGAUGAACGAUACAAUACAGACUACACCAGUGAUGAACGGUACAAUGAUGUCUUCAUUAGUAACGAAAGAUACAAUACAGACUACAUCUGUGAAGAACGAUACAAUACUGACUACACCAGUGAUGAACGGUACAAUGAUGUCUUCAUUAGUAACGAAAGAUACAAUACAGACUACAGCAGUGAUGAACGAUACAAUGAUGUCUUCACUAGUUACGAAUGAUAUAAUACAGACUACAACAGUGAUGAACGAUACAAUGAUGUCUUCACUAUAUACGAAUGAUACAAUACAGACUACACCAGUGAAGAACGAUAGAAUGAUUUCUUCACCAGUGAUGAAUGAUACAAUGAUGUCUUCAUUAGUAACGAAUGGUACAAUACACACUACACCAGUGAUAAACGAUACAAUGAUGUCUUCAAUAGUAACGAAUGAUACAAUACUGACUACACCAGUGAUAAACGAUACAAUACUGACUACAUCAGUGAUGAACGAUGCAAUGAUUUCUUCACCAGUGAUGAAUGAUGCAAUGAUGUCUUCAUUAGUAACGAAUGGUACAAUACAGACUACACCAGUGAUAAACGGUACAAUGAUGUCUUCAUUAUAUACGAAUGAUACAAUACAGACUACACCAGUGAUGAACGAUAGAAUGUUGUCUUCUCCAGUGAUGAACGAUACAAUAAUGCCUUCACUAGUUACGAAUGAUACAAUACAGACCCUACCAGUGAUGAAUGGCACAAUGAUGUCUUCACUAGUUACAAAUGAUACAAUACAAACAACACAAGUGAUGAACGAUACAAUACUGACUACACCAGUGAUGAACGGUACAAUGAUGUCUUCAUUAGUAACGAAAGAUACAAUACAGACUACACCAGUGAUGAAUGGCACAAUGAUGUCUUCACUAGUUACGAAUGAUACAAUACAAACAACACCAGUGAUGAACGAUACAAUACUGACUACACCAGUGAUGAACGGUACAAUGAUGUCUUCAUUAGUAACGAAUGAUACAAUACAGACUACACCACUGAUGAAUGAUACAAUGAUGUCAUCACUAGUUACGAAUGAUACAAUACAGACUACACCAGUGAUGAAUGAUACAAUGAUGUCUUCACUAGUUACGAAUGAUACAAUACAGACUACACCAGUGAUGAAUGGCACAAUGAUGUCUUCACUAGUUACGAAUGAUACAAUACAAACAACACCAGUGAUGAACGAUACAACACUGACUACAACAGUGAUGAACGGUACAAUGAUGUCUUCAUCAGUAACGAAUGAUACAAUACAGACUACACCACUGAUGAAUGAUACAAUGAUGUCUUCAUUAGUAACGAAUGAUACAAUACAGACUACACCACUGAUGAACGAUACAAUGAUGUCUUCACCAGUGAUGAACGAUACAAUGAUGUCUUCAUUAGUAACGAAUGAUAUAAUACAGACUACAUCAGUGAUGAACGAUACAAUGAUGUCUUCACUAGUAACGAAUGAUACAAUACAGACUACACCAGUGCUGAACGAUACAAUGAUGCCUUCAUUAGUAACGAAUGAUACAAUACAGACUACACCAGUGAUGAACGAUACAAUGAUGCCUUCAUUAGUAACGAAUGGUACAAUACAGACUACACCAGUGAUGAACGAUACAAUGAUGCCUUCAUUAGUAACGAAUGGUACAAUACAGACUACACCAGUGAUGAACGAUACAAUGAUGUCUUCACUAGUUACGAAUGGUACUAUACUGACUACACCAUAUAUAAACGAUACAAUACUGACUACAUCUGUGAAGAACGAUACAAUACUGACUACACCAGUGAUGAACGAUACAAUGAUGUCUCCAUCAGUAACGAAUGAUACCAUAAAGACUACAGCAGUGAUGAACGAUACAAUGAUGCCAUCACUAGUGAUGAAUGAUACAAUACAGACUACACCAGUGAUGAACGAUACAAUGAUGUCUUCACUAGUAACGAGUGAUAAAAUACAGAUCACACCAGUUAUGAACGAUACAAUUAUGUUUUCACCAGUGAUGAACGAUACAAUGAUGUAUUCAUUAGAAACAAAUGAUACAAUACAGACUACACCAGUGAUGAACGAUACAAUGAUGUCUUCACUAGUAACGAGUGAUAAAAUACAGAUCACACCAGUGAUAAACGAUACAAUGAUGUCUUCAUUAGAAACGAAUGAUACAAUACAUACUACACCAGUGAUGAACGAUACAAUGAUGUUUUCACCAGUGAUGAACGAUACAAUGAUUUCUUCAUUAGUAACGAAUGAUACAAUACAGACUACACCAGGGAUGAACGAUACAAUGAUGUCUUCACUAGUUACGAAUUAUACAAUACUGACUACACCAGUGAUGAACGAUACAAUGAUGUCUUCACUAGUUACGAAUGGUACAAUACUGACUACACCAGUGGUAAACGAUACAAUAAUGACUUCAUCUGUAAAGAAUGAUACAAUACUGACUACACCAGUGAUGAACUUUACAAUGAUGUCUUCACCAGUGAUGAACGAUACAAUGAUGUCUUCAUUAGUAACGAAUGAUACAAUACACACUACACCACUGAUGAACAAUACAAUACUACCUUCACUAGUAACGAAUGAUACAAUACACACUACACCAGUGAUGAACGAUACAAUGAUUUCUUCAUUAGUGACUAAUGAUACAAUACAGACUACACAAGUGAUGAACGAUACAAUGAUGUCUUCACUAGUUACGAAUGAUACAAUACACACUACACCACUGAUGAACAAUACAAUACUACCUUCACUAGUAACGAAUGAUACAAUACACACUACACCAGUGAUGAACGAUACAAUGAUUUCUUCAUUAGUGACUAAUGAUACAAUACAGACUACACAAGUGAUGAACGAUACAAUGAUGUCUUCACUAGUUACGAAGGAUACAAUACAGAUCACACCAGUGAUGAACGAUACAAUGAUGUCUUCACUAGUUACGAAUGAUACAAUACAGAUCACACCAGUGAUGAACGAUACAAUGAUGUCUUCACUAGUUACGAAUGAUACAAUACAGAUCACACCAGUGAUGAACGAUACAAUGAUGUCUUCACUAGUUACGAAUGAUACAAUACGAACAACACCAGUGAUGAACGAUACAAUACUGACUACAUCUGUGAAGAACGAUACAAUACUGACUACACCAGGUAUGAAUGAUACAAUACAGACUACACCAGUGAUGAACGAUACAAUGAUGUCUUCACUAGUUACGAAUGAUACAAUACAAACAACACCAGUGAUGAACGAUACAAUACAGACUACACCAGUGAUGAACGGUACAAUGAUGUCUCCAUUAGUAACGAAAGAUACAAUACAGACUACAUCUGUGAUGAACGAUACAAUACAGACUACACCAGUGAUGAACAAUAUAAUGAUGUCUUCAUUAGUAACGAAAGAUACAAUACAGACUACAGCAGUGAUGAACGGUACAAUGAUGUCUUCAUUAGUAACGAAAGAUACAAUACAGACUACAUCUGUGAAGAACGAUACAAUACUGACUACACCAGUGAUGAACGGUACAAUGAUGUCUUCAUUAGUAACGAAAGAUACAAUACAGACUACAGCAGUGAUGAACGAUACAAUGAUGUCUUCACUAGUUACGAAUGAUAUAAUACAGACUACAACAGUGAUGAACGAUACAAUGAUGUCUUCACUAUAUACGAAUGAUACAAUACAGACUACACCAGUGAAGAACGAUAGAAUGAUUUCUUCACCAGUGAUGAAUGAUACAAUGAUGUCUUCAAUAGUAACGAAUGAUACAAUACUGACUACAUCAGUGAUGAACGAUGCAAUGAUUUCUUCACCAGUGAUGAAUGAUGCAAUGAUGUCUUCAUUAGUAACGAAUGGUACAAUACAGACUACACCAGUGAUAAACGGUACAAUGAUGUCUUCAUUAGUAAUGAAAGAUACAAUACAGACUACACCAGUUAUGAACGAUACAAUGAUGUCUUCAUUAUAUACGAAUGAUUCAAUACAGACUACACCAGUGAUGAACGAUAGAAUGUUGUCUUCUCCAGUGAUGAACGAUACAAUAAUGCCUUCACUAGUUACGAAUGAUACAAUACAGACCCUACCAGUGAUGAAUGGCACAAUGAUGUCUUCACUAGUUACGAAUGAUACAAUACAAACAACACAAGUGAUGAACGAUACAAUACUGACUACACCAGUGAUGAACGGUACAAUGAUGUCUUCAUUAGUAACGAAAGAUACAAUACAGACUACACCAGUGAUGAAUGGCACAAUGAUGUCUUCACUAGUUACGAAUGAUACAAUACAAACAACACCAGUGAUGAACGAUACAAUACUGACUACACCAGUGAUGAACGGUACAAUGAUGUCUUCAUUAGUAACGAAUGAUACAAUACAGACUACACCACUGAUGAAUGAUACAAUGAUGUCAUCACUAGUUACGAAUGAUACAAUACAGACUACACCAGUGAUGAAUGAUACAAUGAUGUCUUCACUAGUUACGAAUGAUACAAUACAGACUACACCAGUGAUGAAUGGCACAAUGAUGUCUUCACUAGUUACGAAUGAUACAAUACAAACAACACCAGUGAUGAACGAUACAAUACUGACUACAACAGUGAUGAACGGUACAAUGAUGUCUUCAUUAGUAACGAAUGAUACAAUACAGACUACACCACUGAUGAAUGAUACAAUGAUGUCUUCAUUAGUAACGAAUGAUACAAUACAGACUACACCACUGAUGAACGAUACAAUGAUGUCUUCACCAGUGAUGAACGAUACAAUGAUGUCUUCAUUAGUAACGAAUGAUAUAAUACAGACUACAUCAGUGAUGAACGAUACAAUGAUGUCUUCACUAGUAACGAAUGAUACAAUACAGACUACACCAGUGCUGAACGAUACAAUGAUGCCUUCAUUAGUAACGAAUGAUACAAUACAGACUACACCAGUGAUGAACGAUACAAUGAUGCCUUCAUUAGUAACGAAUGGUACAAUACAGACUACACCAGUGAUGAACGAUACAAUGAUGCCUUCAUUAGUAACGAAUGGUACAAUACAGACUACACCAGUGAUGAACGAUACAAUGAUGUCUUCACUAGUUACGAAUGGUACUAUACUGACUACACCAUAUAUAAACGAUACAAUACUGACUACAUCUGUGAAGAACGAUACAAUACUGACUACACCAGGUAUGAAUGAUACAAUACAGACUACACCAGUGAUGAACGAUACAAUGAUGUCUUCACUAGUUACGAAUGAUACAAUACAAACAACACCAGUGAUGAACGAUACAAUACAGACUACACCAGUGAUGAACGGUACAAUGAUGUCUCCAUUAGUAACGAAAGAUACAAUACAGACUACAUCUGUGAUGAACGAUACAAUACAGACUACACCAGUGAUGAACAAUAUAAUGAUGUCUUCAUUAGUAACGAAAGAUACAAUACAGACUACAGCAGUGAUGAACGAUACAAUGAUGUCUUCACUAGUUACGAAUGAUAUAAUACAGACUACAACAGUGAUGAACGAUACAAUGAUGUCUUCACUAUAUACGAAUGAUACAAUACAGACUACACCAGUGAAGAACGAUAGAAUGAUUUCUUCACCAGUGAUGAAUGAUACAAUGAUGUCUUCAUUAGUAACGAAUGGUACAAUACACACUACACCAGUGAUAAACGAUACAAUGAUGUCUUCAAUAGUAACGAAUGAUACAAUACUGACUACACCAGUGAUAAACGAUACAAUACUGACUUCAUCAGUGAUGAACGAUGCAAUGAUUUCUUCACCAGUGAUGAAUGAUGCAAUGAUGUCUUCAUUAGUAACGAAUGGUACAAUACAGACUACACCAGUGAUAAACGGUACAAUGAUGUCUUCAUUAGUAAUGAAAGAUACAAUACAGACUACACCAGUUAUGAACGAUACAAUGAUGUCUUCAUUAUAUACGAAUGAUUCAAUACAGACUACACCAGUGAUGAACGAUAUAAUGUUGUCUUCUCCAGUGAUGAACGAUACAAUAAUGCCUUCACUAGUUACGAAUGAUACAAUACAGACCCUACCAGUGAUGAAUGGCACAAUGAUGUCUUCACUAGUUACGAAUGAUACAAUACAAACAACACAAGUGAUGAACGAUACAAUACUGACUACACCAGUGAUGAACGGUACAAUGAUGUCUUCAUUAGUAACGAAAGAUACAAUACAGACUACACCAGUGAUGAAUGGCACAAUGAUGUCUUCACUAGUUACGAAUGAUACAAUACAAACAACACCAGUGAUGAACGAUACAAUACUGACUACACCAGUGAUGAACGGUACAAUGAUGUCUUCAUUAGUAACGAAUGAUACAAUACAGACUACACCACUGAUGAAUGAUACAAUGAUGUCAUCACUAGUUUCGAAUGAUACAAUACAGACUACACCAGUGAUGAAUGAUACAAUGAUGUCUUCACUAGUUACGAAUGAUACAAUACAGACUACACCAGUGAUGAAUGGCACAAUGAUGUCUUCACUAGUUACGAAUGAUACAAUACAAACAACACCAGUGAUGAACGAUACAAUACUGACUACAACAGUGAUGAACGGUACAAUGAUGUCUUCAUUAGUAACGAAUGAUACAAUACAGACUACACCACUGAUGAAUGAUACAAUGAUGUCUUCAUUAGUAACGAAUGAUACAAUACAGACUACACCACUGAUGAACGAUACAAUGAUGUCUUCACCAGUGAUGAACGAUACAAUGAUGUCUUCAUUAGUAACGAAUGAUAUAAUACAGACUACAUCAGUGAUGAACGAUACAAUGAUGUCGUCACUAGUAACGAAUGAUACAAUACAGACUACACCAGUGCUGAACGAUACAAUGAUGCCUUCAUUAGUAACGAAUGAUACAAUACAGACUACACCAGUGAUGAACGAUACAAUGAUGCCUUCAUUAGUAACGAAUGGUACAAUACAGACUACACCAGUGAUGAACGAUACAAUGAUGCCUUCAUUAGUAACGAAUGGUACAAUACAGACUACACCAGUGAUGAACGAUACAAUGAUGUCUUCACUAGUUACGAAUGGUACUAUACUGACUACACCAUAUAUAAACGAUACAAUACUGACUACAUCUGUGAAGAACGAUACAAUACUGACUACACCAGUGAUGAACGAUACAAUGAUGCCUUCAUUAGUAACGAAUGAUACAAUACAGACGACAUCAGUGAUGAACGAUACAAUGAUGCCUUCAUUAGUAACGAAUGAUACAAUACAGACUUCACCACUGAUGAAUGAUACAAUGAUGUCUUCACUAGUUACGAAUGAUACAAUACUGACUACACCAGUGAUGAACGAUACAAUGAUGCCUUCAUUAAUAACGAAUGAUACAAUACAGACUACACCAGUGAUGAACAAUACAAUGAUGCCUUCAUUAGAAACGAAUGAUACAAUACAGACUACACCACUGAUGAACGAUACAAUGAUGCCUUCAUUAGUAACGAAUGAUACAAUACAGACUACACCAGUGAUGAACGAUAGAAUGUUGUCUUCUCCAGUGAUGAACGAUACAAUACUGCCUUCACUAGUUACGAAUGAUACAAUACAGACCCUACCAGUGAUGAAUGGUACAAUGAUGUCUGCACUAGUUACGAAUAUCACAAUACUGACUACACCAGUGAUGAACGAUACAAUGAUGUCUUCAAUAGUUACGAAUGAUACAAUACCAACUACACCAGUGAUGAACGAUACAAUACUACCUUUACUAGUUACGAAUGAUACAAUACAGACCACACCAGUGAUGAACGAUACAAUACUGCCUUCACUAGUUACGAAUGAUACAAUACAGACCCUACUAGUGAUGAAUGGUACAAUGAUGUCUUCACUAGUUAUGAAUAUCACAAUACUGACUACGCCAGUGAUGAACGAUACAAUGAUGUAUUCACUAGUUACGAAUGAUACAAUACUGACUACACCAGUGAUGAACGAUACAAUACUACCUUCAUUAGUUACGAAUGAUACAAUACAGACCACACCAGUGAUGAACGAUACAAUGAUGUCUUUAUUAGUAACGAAUGAUACAAUACAAACAACACCAGUGAUGAACGAUACAAUACAGACUACACUUGUUGUAUCAGUUAAAGAGAUAGUAUCUUCCCCAUUUGGUGCAUCAUCUGAAAUGAAAUUAUUUUCCUCUGUUUUACCUUCAACUUCUAUGAAGCAACCCAGUUCAAGUGUGGUGGUUUUGGACAAUCAACUUUUAAUAACACUGCACGUGAAAGAAAGUGUGAAUAUCAAUAGUCAGGAAUUCAAAGACAAGAUUGAAAAAGGUAUGGGCCUUGAGGAAAGUUAUAUUGCAUCUAGUGGUCUACGGCUGAAAAGAUCGAUCAGAGAAAAAAGACAAGCAAAUCAAGGCGUUGAUGUCAAGGUAACAGACUCUCAAAGAACUAAUGGAUCAUCAGUUGAUGUAACAUUUGAGGUUCACAAAGAUGGCGCCGUUGUUCCAGCAACAGAAGCAGCAAAUACAUUCCAGAAGUUGUCUGCAGUUGAAUUGAGCACUAAAAUUGGAUAUCCUGUAGCACAACCAAUUGUUGCUUUGACAUCAGCGAACACAACACAGACUACACUAGUGAUGAAUUUCAUGAUAGAGACUUUAUCAGUGAUGAAUGACACAAUACAGACUACACCUGUAAUGUUUGAUACAAUACAGACUUCACAAGUGAUGAAUAAUACAAUAUAUACUACACCAGUGAUGGAGGAUACAAUACAGACUACACCAGUGAUAAACGAAACAAUGCUGUCUUCACUACUGAUGCAUGAUACAAUACAGACUACACCAAUAAUGAAUGAUACAAUACAGACUACACCAGUGAUGAAUGAUACAAUACAAACUACACCAGUGAUGAAUGAUACAAGACAGACUACACCAGUGAUGUAUGAUACAAUAAAGACUACACCAAUGAUGAAUGAUACAAUACAAACUACACCAGUGAUGAAUGAUACCAUUCAGACUACACCAGUGAUGAAUGAUACAAUGAUGCCUUCACUAGUGAUGAAUGAUACAAUACAGACUACACCUGUGAUAAACGAAACAAUGCUGUCUUCACAACUGAUGAAUGAUACAAUACAGACUACACUUGUGAUAAACGAAACAAUGCUGUCUUCACUACUGUUGAAUGAUACAAUUCCGACUUCACCAGUGAUAAACGAAACAAUACUGCUUUCACUACUGAUGAAUGACACAAUACAUACUACACCAGUGAUAAACGAAACAAUGCUGUCUUCACUAGUGAUGAAUGAUACAAUACAGACUACACCAGUAAUGAACGAUACAAUACCGACUACACCAGUGAUAAACGAAACAAUGCUUCCUUCAUUACUGAUGAAUGAUACAAUACAGACUACACCAGUGAUAAUCGAAACAAUGCUGUCUUCACUACUGAUGAAUGAUACAAUACAGACUACACCAGUGAUAAACGAAACAAUGAUGUCUUCACUACUGAUGAAUGAUACAAUACCGACGACACCAGUGGUAAACGAAACAAUGCUGCCUUCACUACUAAUGAAUGAUACAAUACAGACUACACCAGUGAUAAACGAAACAAUGCAGACUACACUACUGAUGAAUGAUACAAUACAGACUACGCCAGUGAUGAACGAAUCAAUGAUGUCUUCACUACUGAUGAACGAUACAAUACAGACCACACCAGUGAUAAACGAAACAAUGUUGUCUUCACAACUGAUGAAUGAUACAAUACAGACUACACCUGUGAUAAACGAAACAAUACUGUCUUCACUACUGUUGAAUGAUACAAUACCGACUACACCAGUGAUAAACGAAACAAUGCUGCCUUCACUACUGAUGAAUGAUACAAUACAGACUACACCAGUGAUACACGAAACAAUGCUGUCUUCACUAGUGAUGAAUGAUACAAUACAGACUACACCAGUGAUAAACGAAACAAUGCUGUCUUCACUACUGAUGAACGAUACAUUACAGACUACACCAGUGAUAAACGAAACAAUGCAGACUACACCAGUGAUAAAUGAUACAAUACAGACUACACCAGUGAUAAACGAAACAAUGCUGCCUUCACUACUGAUGAAUGAUACAAUACAGACUACACCAGUAAUGAACGAUACAUUACAGACUACACCAGUGAUAAACGAAACAAUGCAGACUACACCAGUGAUAAAUGAUACAAUACAGACUACACCAACUACACCAGUGAUAAACGAAACAAUGCUGCCUUCACUACUGAUGAAUGAUACAAUACAGACUACACCAGUAAUGAACGAUACAAUACCGACUACACCAUUGAUAAACGAAACAAUGCUGCCUUCACUACUGAUGAAUGAUACAAUACAGACUACACCAGUGAUAAACGAAACAAUGCUGUCUUCACUAGUGAUGAAUGGUACAAUACAGACUACACUCACACCACAUCAUCCUAUAUCUACACAAGUGAUAAACGAAACGUUGCUGUCUUCACUACUGAUGAAUGAUACAAUACAGACUACACCAGUAAUGAACGAUACAAUACCGACUACACCAGUGAUAAACGAAACAAUGCUGCCUUCACUACUGACGAAUGAUACAAUACAGACUACACCAGUGAUAAACGAAACAAUGCUGUCUUCACUAGUGAUGAAUGGUACAAUACAGACUACACUCACACCACAUCUUCCUAUAUCUACACAAGUGAUAAACGAAACGUUGCUGUCUUCACUACUGAUGAAUGAUACAAUACAGACUACACCAGUGAUGAACAAAACAAUAUUGUCUUCACUCAUAGUGAAUGAUACAAUACAAACGAUACCAGUAAUGAAUAAUACAAUACAGACUACACCAGUAAUAAACGGAACAUUGAUGCAUUCACUACUGAUGAAUGAUACAAUACAGACUACACCAGUAAUAAAUGGAACAUUGAUGCAUUCACUACUGAUGAAUGAUACAAUACAGACUACACCAGUGAUUAACGAAAUAAUGCUGCCUUCACUACUGAUGAAUGAUACAAUACAGACUACACCAGUGAUAAACCAAACAAUGCUGUCAUCACUACGUUUGAAUGAUACAAUACAGACUACGCCAGUGAUAACCGAAACAAUGCUGUCUUUACUACUGUUGAAUAAUACAAUACAGACUAUACCAGUGAUAAACGAAUCAAUGCUGUCUUCACUACUGAUAAAUGAUACAAUACAGACUAUACCAGUGAUAAACGAAUCAAUGCUGUCUUCACUACUGAUGAAUGAUACAAUACAGACUACACCAGUGAUAAACGAAACAAUGCUUUCUUCACUACUGAAGAUUGAUACAAUACAGACUAUACCAGUGAUAAACGAAUCAAUGAUGUCUUCACUACUGUUGAAUGAUACAAUACCGACUACACCAGUUGUAACCGAAACAAUGCUGCCUUCACUACUGAUGAAUGAUACAAUACAGACGACACCAGUGAUAAACGAAACAAUGCUGUCUUCAAAACUGAUGAAUGAUACAAUACGGACUACACCUGUGAUAAACGAAACAAUGCUGUCUUCACUACUGUUGAAUGAUACAAUACCGACUACACUAGUGAUAACCGAACCAAUGCUGCCUUCACUACUGAUGAAUGAUACAGUACAGACUACACCAUUGAUAAACGAAACAAUGCAGACUACACCAGUGAUAAAUGAUACAAUACAGACUACACCAGUGAUGAACGAAACAAUCUUGUCUUCACUCAUAGUGAAUGAUACAAUACAAACGACACCAGUAAUGACUGAUACAGUACAGACUACACCAGUGAUAAACGGAACAUUUAUGCCUUCACUACUGUUGAAUGAUACAAUACCGACUACACUAGUGAUAACCGAACCAAUGCUGCCUUCACUACUGAUGAAUGAUACAGUACAGACUACACCAUUGAUAAACGAAACAAUGCAGACUACACCAGUGAUAAAUGAUACAAUACAGACUACACCAGUGAUGAACGAAACAAUCUUGUCUUCACUCAUAGUGAAUGAUACAAUACAAACGACACCAGUAAUGACUGAUACAGUACAGACUACACCAGUGAUAAACGGAACAAUGCUGCCUUCACUACUGUUGAAUGAUACAGUACAGACUACACCAGUGAUAAACGGAACAUUGAUGUCUUCACUACUGAUGAAUGAUACAAUACAGAAGACACCAGUGAUAAACGAAACAAAGCUGUCUUCACAACUGAUGAAUGAUACAAUACCGACUACACCAGUGAUAAACGAAACAAUGCUGCCUUCACUACUGAUGAAUGAUACAAUACAGGCUACACUAGUGAUAAACGAAACAAUGCUGUUUUCACUAGUGAUGAAUGGUACAAUACAGACUACAAAAGUGAUAAACGACACAUUGCUGUCUUCACUACUGAUGAAUGAUACAAUACAGACUACACCAACUACACCAGUGAUAAACGAAACAAUGCUGUCAUCACUACGUUUGAAUGAUACAAUACAGACGACACCAGUGAUAAACGAAACAAUGCUGUCUUCACUACUGAUGAAUGAUACAAUACAGACGACACCAGUAAUAAACGAAACAAUGCUAUCUUCACUACUGAUGAACGAUACAUUACAGACUACACCAGUGAUAAACGAAACAAUGCUGUCUUCACUACUGAUGAAUGAUACAAUACAGACCACUUUAGUGAUAAAUGAAUCAAUGCUGUCUUCACUAGUGUUGAAUGAUACAAUACAGACUACACCAGUGAUAAACGAAACAAUGCUAUCUUCACUACUGAUGAAUGAUACAAUACAGACUACACUAGUGAUAAACAAAACAAUGCUGUCUUCACUACUGAUGAAUGAUACAAUACAGACCACUUUAGUGAUAAAUGAAACAAUGCUGUCUUCACUAGUGCUGAAUGAUACAAUACAGACUACACCAGUGAUAAACGAAACAAUGCUAUCUUCACUACUGAUGAAUGAUACAAUACAGACUACACCAGUGAUAAACGAAACAAUGCUGCCUUCACUACUGAUGAAUGAUACAAUACAGACUACACCAGUGAUAAACGAAACAGUGCUGUUUUCACUACUGAUGAAUGAUACAUUACAGACUACACCAGUGAUGAACGAAACAAUGCUGUCAUCACUACUGAUGAAUGAUACAAUACAGACUACACCAGUGAUGAAUGAUACAUUACAGACUACACCAGUGAUGAAUGAUACAAUACAGACUACACCAACUACACCAGUGAUGAACGAAACAAUGUUGUCUUCACUCAUAGUGAACGAUACAAUACAAACGACACCAGUGAUAAAUGAUACAAUACAGACGACACAAGUGAUAAACGAAACAAUGCUGUCUUCACCUCUGAUGAAUGAUACAAUACAGACUACACCAGUGAUAAACGAAACAAUGCUGUCAUCACUACGUUUGAAUGAUACAAUACAGACGACACCAGUGAUAAACGAAACAAUGCUGUCUUCACUACUGAUGAAUGAUACAAUACAGACGACACCAGUAAUAAACGAAACAAUGCUAUCUUCACUACUGAUGAACGAUACAUUACAGACUACACCAGUGAUAAACGAAACAAUGCUGUCUUCACUACUGAUGAAUGAUACAAUACAGACCACUUUAGUGAUAAAUGAAUCAAUGCUGUCUUCACUAGUGUUGAAUGAUACAAUACAGACUACACCAGUGAUAAACGAAACAAUGCUAUCUUCACUACUGAUGAAUGAUACAAUACAGACUACACCAGUGAUAAACAAAACAAUGCUGUCUUCACUACUGAUGAAUGAUACAAUACAGACCACUUUAGUGAUAAAUGAAACAAUGCUGUCUUCACUAGUGUUGAAUGAUACAAUACAGACUACACCAGUGAUAAAAAAAACAAUGCUAUCUUCACUACUGAUGAAUGAUACAAUACAGACUACACCAGUGAUAAACGAAACAAUGCUGCCUUCACUAGUGAUGAAUGAUACAAUACAGACUACACCAGUGAUAAACGAAACAAUGCUGCCUUCACUACUGAUGAAUGAUACAAUACAGACUACACCAGUGAUAAACGAAACAAUGCUGUCAUCACUACUGAUGAAUGAUACAAUACAGACUACACCAGUGAUAAACGAAACAAUGCUGUCAUCACUACUGAUGAAUGAUACAAUACAGACUACACCAGUGAUAAACGAAACAAUGCUGUCAUCACUACUGAUGAAUGAUACAAUACAGACUACACCUGUGAUAAACGAAACAAUGCUAUCUUCACUACUGAUGAACGAUACAUUACAGACUACACCUGUGAUAAACGAAACAAUGCUAUCUUCACUACUGAUGAACGAUACAUUACAGACUACACCUGUGAUAAACGAAACAAUGCUAUCUUCACUACUGAUGAACGAUACAUUACAGACUACACCUGUGAUAAACGAAACAAUGCUAUCUUCACUACUGAUGAACGAUACAUUACAGACUACACCUGUGAUAAACGAAACAAUGCUAUCUUCACUACUGAUGAACGAUACAUUACAGACUACACCAGUGAUAAACGAAACAAUGCUGCCUUCACUACUGAUGAAUGAUACAAUACAGACUACACCAGUGAUAAACAAAACAAUGCUGUCAUCACUACUGAUGAAUGAUACAAUACAGACUACACCAGUGAUAAAAAAAACAAUGCUAUCUUCACUACUGUUGAAUGAUACAAUACAGACGAUACCAGUGAUAAACGAAACAAUGCUGUCUUCACUACUGAUGAAUGAUACAAUACAGACGACACCAGUGAUAAACGAAACAAUGCUGUCUUCACUACUGAUGAAUGAUACAUUACAGACUACACCAGUUAUAAACGAAAAAAUUAUGUCUUCCCUACUGAUGAAUGAUACAAUACAGACGAUACCAGUAAUGAAUGAUACAAUACAGACUACACCUGUGAUGGACGAAACAAUGCUGUCUUCACUAGUGAGGAAUGAUACAUUACAGACUACACCAGUUAUAAACGAAAAAAUUAUGUCUUCCCUACUGAUGAAUGAUACAAUACAGACGAUACCAGUAAUGAAUGAUACAAUACAGACUACACCUGUGAUGGACGAAACAAUGCUGUCUUCACUAGUGAGGAAUGAUACGAUACAGACUACACCAGUGAUAAACGAAACAUUGCUGUCUUCACUACUGAUGAAUGAUACAAUACAGACGAUACCAGUGAUAAACGAAACAAUGCUGUCUUCACUUCUGAUGAAUGAUACAAUACAGACUACACCAGUGAUAAACGAAACAAUGCUGUCUUCACUACUGAUGAAUGAUACAUUACAGACUACACCAGUUAUAAACGAAAAAAUUAUGUCUUCCCUACUGAUGAAUGAUACAAUACAGACGACACCAGUAAUGAAUGAUACAAUACAGACUACACCAGUGAUAAACGAAACAAUGAUGUCUUCACUAGUGAUGAAUGAUACAAUACAGACUACACCAGUGAUUAACGAAACAAUGAUGUCUUCACAACUGAUGAAUGAUACAAUACAGACGAUACCAGUAAUGAAUGAUACAAUACAGACUACACCUGUUAUGGACGAAACAAUGAUGUCUUCACUAGUGAUGAAUGAUACAAUACAGACUACACCAGUGAUGAAUGAAACAAUACAAACUACACUAGUGAUGAAUUAUACGAUACAGACUUCACCUGUUAUGAAUUAUACCAUAGAUACUUCACCUGUAAUGAACAUUACCACUGAUGAAUGA
Mytilus trossulus (common blue mussel) is the source of this 37065-nucleotide messenger RNA. Its product is annotated as mucin-3B-like. NCBI's taxonomy places the organism in Eukaryota, Metazoa, Mollusca, Bivalvia, Mytilida, Mytilidae. The transcript is spliced from 16 exons. The record is from RefSeq and is a predicted model, not a curated record. The coding region runs from base 1 to 37065 and encodes 12354 amino acids.